AUGACCAGCGGCGUCCAUGGGCUCAGUCGAGACGUCGACCGUCUUCGCAUCGCCAUGACCGCCAACGACGAGGUCGCCGCUGCCGCAGCACAAGCAGACGCAGCCAAUUUACAGUUACAGGCACGCUACAGGAUGAACCGUAAGGCGUCCAGCCCCAUGAUGCCGGCCUUUAUGGUUUCGGCCCCGGGCAAGGUCAUUGUCUUCGGCGAACAUGCCGUCGUGCACGGCAAGGCUGCCGUCGCUGCGGCUAUAUCGCUCCGCUCCUACCUCCUCGUGACCACCCUCUCCAAGUCGAAGCGCACCGUGACGCUCCGUUUCCCUGACAUCGACAUGUCCCACUCCUGGAACAUCGACGAGCUGCCAUGGGAAAUCUUCUCCAAGCCCGGCAAGAAGAAGUUCUACUACGACCUGGUCACCAGUCUGGACAGUGACCUACUCGACGCCAUCCAGCCGCACCUCGCCAAUGUGUCGCUGUCCAAGUCCGAACACGAACGCAAGGUCCACCAGGCCUCUGCUCUUUCCUUCCUCUACCUCUUCCUGUCACUAGGCUCUCAAAAAUUCCCUGGCUGCGUUUACACGCUGCGGUCAACCAUUCCCAUUGGCGCCGGCCUCGGCAGCAGCGGCUCGAUUGCCGUCUGCAUGGCUACCGCUCUCUUACUACAGCUGCGGACACUUUCUGGCCCACACCCGGACCAGCCAGCGGAUGAGGCCAGGCUACAGAUCGAGCGCAUCAACCGCUGGGCCUUUGUUGCGGAGAUGUGCAUUCACGGCAAUCCCUCGGGUGUCGACAACACUGUCUCGACCCAGGGCAAGGCUGUCGUGUUUCAGCGCGCCGACUACAACAAGCCCCCGUCAGUCAAAUCGCUGUGGAGCUUCCCUGAGCUGCCCCUGCUGCUUGUGGACACAAAGCAGGCCAAGUCCACUAAAUUCGAGGUUGCCAAGGUAGCUCGGUUGAAGCGGCAACAGCCCGUUGUCGUCGGCAACAUCCUCAACGCCAUAGAUGCCGUUUCGCGGAGCGCCAUUGCCGCGAUCGAGGGCAAGGAUGCCGAUGCGGACGCGGACACUGGUGACAGCGACAGCGACGCCGAUCAGAACGGCGCCCUGGCCGUGAAGAGCGUGGCACAAGCCAAGGAUGACGAAGACGAGGAGGAGCCGGACCAGUUGAGCAAGAUUGGCCAGCUGAUGGCCGUAAACCAUGGUCUGUUGUGCGCCCUGAACGUGUCACACCCACGGCUCGAGCGUGUCCGCGAGCUCGUCGACCACGAGGGCAUCGGCUGGACGAAGCUGACCGGCGCCGGCGGUGGAGGGUGCUCCAUCACGCUGAUCAAACCCGGCACGCCCAAGGCCCGCGUCCUCAAGCUCGAGCAGCAGCUGGCCAAAGAGGGCUACCAGCAGUUUGUGACGACACUGGGUGGCGACGGUGUCGGCGUACUGUGGCCUGCUAUUCUGCGCAACGGCAUGGACGAGGACGAAGAAGGUGGCAUGGAGAUUGACGUUGAAAAGUUUCUCAACGCCGAGGGUAACGACGGCGUGGAGCGCUUGGUCGGCGUCGAGGGCGGCGGCGGUGAGCGCGAGGGCUGGAAAUUCUGGCGCAUGUAG
Messenger RNA from Sporothrix brasiliensis 5110, 1599 nucleotides. RefSeq names its product mevalonate kinase. NCBI's taxonomy places the organism in Eukaryota, Fungi, Ascomycota, Sordariomycetes, Ophiostomatales, Ophiostomataceae. The record is from RefSeq and is a predicted model, not a curated record. Gene Ontology annotation, biological process: ergosterol biosynthetic process; isoprenoid biosynthetic process. The transcript has 2 exons. The coding region runs from base 1 to 1599 and encodes 532 amino acids. Gene Ontology annotation, molecular function: mevalonate kinase activity; ATP binding. Gene Ontology annotation, cellular component: cytoplasm.